CACGGCAACAACAUAUAAUACAACAAAGUAGGCCCGGCAUCGGUUCUACUGCAAGUAGUGCGGCAACGCGGGCGCGACAUUCGCUCUGUGUUUGUGUGCGCUCGUAUACCAUCCCGGACGGACGCUAUAGUGUGUUUGAAAUGAUUAGUUAGGUGUUGUGUUUUAUCGUUGUGAAGUUUUGUGCCCGAAUGUUUUGUGUGCUUCUCGCGUCCUGGAGUGACUUGCCCGAAGUGUUGCCCGUAGCUGAAGUCAUAAGGACAUUACAGAGGCACACACGAAGAACACUAGACCGUUCAAUCAGUGGUGAUGUGAUCUGUAAUGGAUUUUCCUGUUUGAAUCCUGUAGGAUUUUCGGAAAUGUGAAUGUUCCGCGGGCUUGCUCGAUUCUAACAGCGUGUGACUAAUUGUGCAAUGUGCGCCCUUCCGUGCCGAAAAGUAUUCGCGGAAAUACAAUGUGCUUUCGAUGCGUGAAUAUCCCCAACAAGGAGGAACAUUUGUGAAACUUAGUAGAACUUGCUGUGGUGCAAAUGACCGACCAACGUGAAUGUAUCCCACUGUACUAGCAACAAGUUAAGCGCGACAUAGUAGGGAAAAGAAGAUAUAAUAAUAUUGUGAUAAGAAAAGCAGAAAGUGUGUAUUAAGUAGAAGCAGAAGAAGAAGAAAAAGAAGAAUAAGAGGUGUUCGGAACGUCCGUUUUGCCUCUGUACCAAUUCUACCUCACCUCCUACCAGUACCAAUACAGUGCAAUCCGGAUGUCGUUGGGCGAGCGGCGUAGAAGUGCUUAAACACGCUCACUAAGUGAUCAACAAGCGCGCGAUGGCUGCCUCAGUCUACGCCACACCGCCGCCGGAACUGAGCGGCGAGGAAGCGGUGCUGAGCGAUGCCUCGAACUCAUCGCAAACCAACAGCUCCCACAGCUCCACGCUGAAAGCGUCCAAGCGUACGCUCUCGUCCUCGUUCCUGAACGCGGCCACAACGCAAAGCAGCUCGCUGACCACCACCUCCCAGCUCAGCUCCGACUCGCUGCCCGAUCUGUCCAAGAAGCGCCGCAAGCAGUCGAUGCCGAUCCGGUUCUCCUCCAACGGUGCGGCCAUCGAGGUGCCACCGGCGGCCGACACGACGAUAGUCGAUGUGGACGAACGGUCCGCCGAUGAAGCGCGGCCCGCUCCGGAAGAGAAGCAGCAGCAGCAGCAUCGAGCAACGGGGGAAGCGAACGGGUCGCCGAAUCCCGCCAGCCCGGCAAUGGAAACCGGCGACGACGAGGAGGAAGCCGCCCUGCUCGAGGAGCAGCAGAACAACUUCCAGAAGAUAUUCCUCUCGAACCUGAGUCAAUUACAGCAGAAGCACCUGCAGCUGCAGCAGCAACAUCAGCAGCAGAACAGCGAAGGGUUUCUCGGGCUAGCCAGUGCCGGUGCAACGCUGCCGGAGAGCUUCCUCACCUCCAAGCUGAACAGUUUCAUCGCGCUGAGCGGCGUGCGGACAGCGGCGGAUCGUGAGUCGAGCUCGCUGGCGCGAAGUGAGGACGAGGAGCACGACGAUGGCCGGGACGAGCGGGCCCAAUCGCUUGCCGAAGAGGAACCGAGAAGCCGCGAGCAGUCGCCUGUUAGAAAAAGCGCCACUGCCAGUGAGGAUGAUGGGCAGAAGCGCCAGGACGGUGAGCGCGAAGGUGGUAAUGGCCAUCCAUCAGCACACGCGCCACCGAGGCACGAUUCACCGACGGCCGACGAUGGGGAGGGAAUACGGCAACCGGAACAGCACGCAACGACAGCAAGCCCACCGAAGAUCUCGCUCAAGAAGGAGCUGCUGAUGGACCCGGAAUGGGACGGGGAGAUUCGGAGCAGUCUACCGAAGGCGGACGACUGGAUCUCGAUAGCGGGGCUGUCCUUUCCGUUCCCACCGGAGGCGGCCGCCGCCCUGUCCGCCUCGGGCUAUCUGCCGCAGCUGCCCCUGCUGGGCGUGCCGUCUGUGUCCGCGUUCGGGCCGGCCGGCGAGGGCAGCGGGGCCGGGCGCGGACCGGGCGUGCCACCGCUGCGCAUCUUCAACCCGGAAGCUUACUGCGACCUGUGCAACAAGGAGUUCUGCAACAAGUACUUCCUGAAGACGCACAAGGCGAACAAGCACGGCAUCUACGAGCCGGCCGCGAGCAACGGCAGCGCGGACGCGAACAGCUCCGCCCUGUCCGCCAUGAGCAACCCGUUCAAUCCGAUUCACCAGCUGUCGCAGGUGUUCCAGCUGCAGCAGCACCCGGGCCCGUUGGCGGGCGAACCGAUGGAGAAGCAGCUGCCGGCGCUGGCUGUUGCCGCGCUCGAGACGGAUCGUAUGGCGCCCCAGUCGAUGCUGCAGGGGGGACAUGCCCAAUCCCUGGCAGCUGGCCAACAGCAGCAGCAGCAGCAGCAGAGUCAGCAAAGUGCGGGCAAACCGAUGCCGCCGUUGCCGGCCCGCUCGGCACACUCGCCAAAGGUCGCCGGAGGAACGCCCAACCCAAUACAGCCCACCGUGUUUUGUGACAUUUGUUUCAAAAAGUUCAGCAGCCUCAGCGCCAUGCGCAAACAUCGCAGCAAGGCUCACGAGCUGUCAAGUAGCAGUAAUCAUCAACUGCAACAACAGCAGCAGCAGCAGCAGCAGCAGCAACUUCAUCAGCAGCUUCAGCAUCAUCUGCAGCAACAAUACCACCAGCAGCUGCAAAACCAACAGCAGCAGCAGCAACAGGCCGCAAAACACGCCAGCUCUCGGCCGGACGCGCCAGACGCGGGCGGUGUCGACUCCGCCACAAGCAUCACGUCCGGUGCGCUGCAGCUUCCCGAUGGGUUCCGCGAGGACUACACGAUCGAGCAGGAGGACGCCACGUUCACGCCGCAGCCCCGCAAACUGUCGCCCCAUUCGAUGCAGGCCGCCAAGGAGGCGAACUUCUCCGCGGACAAGCUGCGCCGCCUCGGCGUGGUCAACCCGGAAGCGUUCUGUGAAAUCUGCUGCAAGGAGUACUGCAACAAGUACUUCCUGCGCACCCACAGGCUGAAGCGCCACGGCAUCCUGCCCACGCCGGACGAGCUGAAGGACGAGGCGCGCCAACCGUGGGCCCCGUUCCUGCAGACCAGCCCGCUGAACCUGAUCAUGGGCGGUACGGCGGCGGAUGUUGUCGGCGCGCGGAUGGCGCUGCAGGCCGCGUCCCCUUCCUCACUGCGGAAGCUGAUAGCGGCUGGUGGCGGUGAGCUAACCGGAGCGGGAAAUGGCAGCAACAGCAGCGGCUCGAUCGCGAUCGAAGGUGCCAAGGGGGUGGAGAUUAAGCGCGAACAGUCCCCGUCGGCGAAGCUGGACAAUGGCGGCGGUGAGUCGGACGAUCAGCAGCAGUCGCAGGACGGUGCACCGGGCAACGGGAGCGGUGCCGAGGGGGGCAAGGACGGCAGCGACGAGGAUGCGGAGGCGAUCAGCGUCGACCUGCAGAAGCUACAGUCCAUGAUCAUGCAGCUGAACGAUCUGAACAGCAUGCAGCAGCAGCAGCAGCAGCGGAAGGUGGGCUGCGGCGUGUGCGGCAAGGAGCUGGCCAAUCAGUACCUGCUGCACGCCCACAUGAUCCAGGAGCACGGGGCGCUCGCGCUGGACAACAACAACGGCCCGAAAGGGUCGCGCGUGCCCACGCCGAACGCCGAUGCGCUCGAGGCGUGCAAGCAGUGCGACAAGGAGUUCGCGAACGUGUACAUGCUGAAGCAGCACCUGGUGGAGGUGCACGGCGGCGGGCUGCCGGGUACGGCGAGUCCGAAGCGCGAGGGUUUCGUCACGCCGGAGCGUCCAACGACGGGACCACUGCCGGGUGGGACCACUGGAAGCGGUGGUUCGGCCGGUGGCAACGUCCCGAUGCCACCGGGCGCUCCCGCGUACGCCGACCGCAAGCCCAGCUUCUCGAUGACGCCCACCAGCAGCUACUGCGAGAUCUGCAACAAGGAGCUGUGCAACAAGUACUUCAUGAAGACGCACAUGCAGCGCAUGCACGGCAUCGAGAUCGAGAACGGGGCCCAGAUCGGGGGCGUCGUGUGCAACAUCUGCAACAAGGAGCUGUGCAGCAAGUACUUCCUGCGCGUGCACAAGCACAACACGCACGGCAUCGUGGAGGAGGGCGCACCGCUGCCGCAGCCACGCCAGAACGGUGCGGCCGCGCUGGCCGGCGAGCUGGGCGCGGAGUCAACCGAUGCCGGGUUCCCCGGCGGACCGGCCGACCUGAAGCCGGGCGAGGUCAGCGACCUGAGCAACCGGUACUACUCGCACUUUACCGAGGUGUGUCCGCUGUGCAGCCGGCGCUUCCGCAGUGCCAAGUGGCUGCGGGCGCAUCUGCUCAGCGACCACGGCAAGGUGGGCGUGGAGAAGCUGAAGGAGCUGGAGCAGAAGCUCGGCGCCCAGAACGGUGGCGCGUUGAUGGGGAAUGGGCCGGGAAGCGCCGGCAGUGGCAAUAGCCGCAGCAAAUCGAACAGCCCGUCGCUGAAGGUACCGAACGGGGCGGCGGCGGCAAACAGCGAGGGCGGCAAGUAUGGGCCAAAGUCGCCGUUCGGUGGGCUGAGCCCGGCCGAGGCCGUCAAGUUCCUGCCGAAGGGGGCCGGCAGCAUUCCGGCACUGUUCGGGCCGGACCAGCAACAGCCAGGCUCGCCGAUGGGCGGCCUGAAGGGAUACCAGUGUUCGUACUGCUCGUUCGCAACGCCACUGCUGCCGUUGCUGUUCAUCCACGAACGGUCGCACUCCAGCUUGAGCAUCGUACAGCAGCAGCUUCUUCAGCAGCAGCAACAGCAGCAGCAGCACCAUCAACAGCAAGAGGAAGCGCAAGCGGUGGCGGCAGCGGCUGCGGCGGCGGCGGCUGCUGCGGCCGCUGCCCUCGGAGCCGCACCGUUCGCACCGCUGCUCAAGUCCGAAUCGGCCGUCUCGCUGGCGAAGGACCAGUCGGCCAGCCAGCUCAUGCCCGGCACCUCGUCCGAAACGCCCUCGUCGACGCCGGCCUCCACCCCGAUACCCUCGCUGUCGCAGGAAGCGCUCAACCUACACCAGCAGCCGGCCCGACGCUCCCAAAGCCCCGAGCUGGCCGGAUCGCCCCGCCCCGAGCUGGACGCACCGCCGAAGCCAGCCUCGCCGAAGCCCGCCUCGUCGCCGUCGGUGCGCGGUGAACCGGCCGCGAUGCUCUCCGAGGUGGCCAACCUGACCCAGCGCCCGGCCGUGUACGCGCUGCCCCAGCAGAGCGGCCCGCUCAUGAUGCAGUCGUUCCUGAUCGAGGAGUCGGCGGCAGGUGCCGGCGGGGGCCCCCGGUCGCCCAGGGAUGCGUCCGACAAGGCGGACGGGUCGUCGCCGCUCGCCCCGGAUCACAGGUUCGUACCAGCCGUUGUUUUCCUACCCGUUAAAGAGCGUAUCCUCUCGCCGAUGACAAUAUCGUUCAAUCUGAGCCCGGCCUAAACCGGGCCGGGGUGGGAACCGGGUGUGAACGCCCAGACCGUUCCCUUCCUCUCUAGUCUCUAGUCAUCCAAAUGGCCCGACCGGCUGAACCGGGUGCUGACGGGGCAAAAUCAACCUUGUAUCGCAAAGAAAAUCCGCAAAUACGUACGUAAAACUUAUCCUUUCGAAGAAGAAAACAAAAAUCCAAAUCCACGACCUAGAUCUAUCGCAAGAAGAAGAAGAAGAAGAAAGUAUAAUAAUAUGUGAAGCUAGUGAAUGUAAAACCCCUAACCUUUAAAGUAGACCUAAUCGCCGGGAGCGAAAGCAUAAGUUCUUUGUUUGCCGGCAGCAAACCAAGCAUAAUGCUAUGGCCUGUCUGUUUCGACGCUGUCAGACACUUGUAGAGAAAUUCACACAAGACAGAAGGGCUUUAAUCGUAAUCGUUGCAACAAGUAUCACCAUCCAAAACGCGUUUGGAUGCAAAACUAAGGCCAUAAACACGCAGAAAACUAAGCAAAACUUCCUUCAUAUGUGUAGUGCGUGCCGGCAUUGGUGAUAAAGGUGUGUCACCUUACAUCCAGGAUUGAAGCGCAAGACUGAACCAAAGAGAGAGUUACCUAUAAAAAACGCUAACAAACACAAACAACCAGCAAGGUCAUUAUAAAGUCUCUGUGCCAUGUCCCCGCUGUCACGCUGUGUGGAAGGAUGAUUGUUUUAACCGAAUCAGUAAACUGUCAAGCUUUUUAUCAAAUCGCUCCCACACAGCCCAAGCAAAGCGAAGUAUCGACAAAAAGCGAUCGAAACAAAAAAAUACAAUGAAUGUUUGUCUCGACUAAUCUUUCAAAUGAUAUGGCAAAUUAAUCAAAAUAACAACAAAAUAGCUAUAAAGCGUGUAAUUCAUCUGCUCCUGCGUAAGAGGCGGAUGAAAAUAAGAGUGGACCACGGGUGCGCCUGUGUGCAGGAGAUUCAUUUAGCGGCGUGGCAGGAAGGAAGCAGAGAAGGCUAACUUCUUCGUGAUGUUCUAACAAAGUUCCUAUUAUGAGUAAAACUGAAACAAACUGACAACUGAACUUGUUGUAUUUCUUCGGGUAUGAUAGAUUUUUUUUAGAGAAAAAGUCUUAUGCGUCGUUGAAAGAAGGAUAGAGACGGCAGAACCUACAUUGUGCUUUGCGGCCAUUUUCGCGUGAUAGGAAAAACGCAAAUAAAUCCGCAAACAUAAACAGACGAACAAGCAAACAAAAUCGAUAAGUGUGUAGCGCUAAAAUAUCAUUUUUUUGUGAACGCCAUAAUAGGGAUUGUUAAUAAUUUAUGCAACCGAUUGUACCAUUGAGCGCAGAGAGGAAGUGUUUGUUUGAAAUGUUUUAAAAGCGCUACAUCGUUUCUGAUUGUUUGCAUCUUUAGGUUAUGUGUAGUGUAGUGAAACAAGAACGUAACAAACAAACAAAAACCCAGACAGAAUGUAUAUUUAUGCAAACACAGACAAACACAAAUCAUGGAUGAUGAUGUAUAGGGGAAUCAUUCCAAAACAUGAAUUACCAUUUACUCAGGGUAUUCGAUGGUACAACCGAUGGCAGACCGGAAGAGAGUGCAACAAAUAUUAGGCUAAACGUAACUGCGAACUACCUAGGGCAAGGCGUGUGGCGGCACGCAACUAUUCAGGGAUGAUAAAAGGUAGUGCACCUACCACUUAGAACGUAGACAAAAUACAUGUCGCCGCAAAGCGAAGAAAUACUUAUCCAAACUCACACAAACACCGAAAGUUACCAGAAGGCGCCGUAGAUCCUGUAAGUACAAGAGAUUCUAUUUAAACGAAGAUAACCAAAAUAAACCCCGCAAAGCAAAGCAACACAAAGUACAGUGGGUAACAGGGCCGGGAAAUUCGGGGCAAGCUCCCCGUUGGCCACAAUACUUCCUCCUUCAGUACGUAAUAUGUCGUCGUAAUAUGUUGAGCGAACCAAACAUUCAAAUCAUUGCUAGUCAAAACCGAAACCAAAGGGCGAUUAGAUCAUUAAACAAAAUCUACCAUUUAUAGCAUAUACUUAUACAUAUACAUAUACAUACAUUAUUAUAUAUAUAUCCUAGCGUAAUUACCUAAACACCCUUAAAACAAAGAAAACUUAAGCUGUUAGUGUUAGUAUGCUGUCUCUUUUUCCUCAGCUGUUUUAACGCAAUCCUUUUACCACCAGCAACCCACAAAAGAGUAGUUACCAAAGAGGCUCGUUAGACAUUUGUUGCAACCAAACUCUCGGAGCAGCAGAGCUAGUUUAAGUUAGUGAUCGCAUUUAAGUUUAAGCGAUCUUCCCGUCUCGUGUUUGACAUCAUGGAGGAGUCGAGCAGCCCGUAGUACAGCCAGUACGCAGUAGAAAUAGGCGAGUUGCUAGAUCCUUAGGAUAACAACCUUGGUGUAAAUAAUUUGUACGCUUACUUUUUUGACUUCUUUCCGUUCGGUGUCACGGUGUGUCCCUUUCCCGAUUCGGUCAUAUGCAGACGGGGGUGUGGCUACUCCCAAUCGGUUCUCGCAGAGCUCUUCUGGUUUUAGUGUCCUGUUUCCGGUAGCAGUAAUUGCUGUUCCAUCAGUCGAUCAGUCCCGCUUAGCAGUUUAGUAGUGUAGUACAAACGAACCAGAAGAUAGUUCCCUUCUCCUCAUUAGAGGUCCCAAUCCCAGCGAUGCGUUAAGAUAAAACAACAUACAGAAAAUCCCCGCAAAUCUACGCAACGGGCAAAAGCGAUCCAUGAUUCUCGAGCAGUUGCUCAGGUUUACCGGGAGAAAACCCCGUCGUUUCCUCUUCAGUGUAUCGUACGGUUGGUCGCGGAAAUUCGCAAAGCGAUUCUGCACAAUUGUUAAUCCACUGCUUUGGCACCUUUUGUGGCGAAGCGGCAGGAUAUCAGGCGGGUGCGUAGUAGGCUCUCCAACAGGUUGGUUUCCUUCGAAACAAGACAUAAGGAGUGGAAAGAUAGGAAAGACUUUCCUGUAAGAAUCUUCAGGGUUGGUACCAAGCAAGACAGAGAGAAAGGGAAAGAGCGUAAAUGCGAGAAAUAGCAAAACAAGGACUAUGGAUGCGUAACAUAUGAUGAUAAUAGCACGUUUUCUGCAAUUGCUAUAAAACAAAACAAAAAAAACAACAAUGGAACUGUACAAUGCUGUGUGCCUUUUUUUUAGCAAUUGCGGACAAACGGAUCAAUAAGAAAGCGUACCCAGGCUCGAAAGCGGAAUAGUAGAAACGAAACAAUAUACAGAAGGAAGUGAGAGUAACACUGCAAACAAAUGACGUAAGCAAAGCACGGGCUACAGGAGCGCGAGAUGUGUGCGUUAGGGGCGUUCGGAAGCUGGAUUGUUUGAGUAAUUAAGAAUUAAUUAGUAAUAUUUCAUAUAUUUGUAAUAUAUAAUUUCGGGUGAUAUAUGAAGUGUUUGUAAUUAAUUGUGACCGGGAAGACUAGACACCACGGGAAGACAAAAGACACGGGCAAGAAUCCACAACACAAAAGCGACCGGGUCGUAACAGCAAAGGGCAAAACAAUAAUUGAUAAUAAUGCAACUAGAACAUGCUAAAGACCAGUGUGUAUGCUUUGUAAGACCGAGCAAUCGGCUGGUGAUGAAUGCUGCAGAAGAGAACUACCUAGAGAAACAGCAGAAGCAGCGAAAGGUGUUACAUAGAGUACUGUAUCAAACACAUGCCAUAGUUGGUAUCACACCUUUUCACUAUUUAACUUCGACGAAAGACACACACACAGAGACAGAGCCCAGUAUUAGGCAGAUGUUAGGACAAAACUACACCAAAGAUCAAAUCUGGCGCCUGAUCGAAUAUCAUCAACUAUACAUCGCGACUGCCAAUACCUCAACAAGAGACUGAACUUCCAGCAGAUAAUCACACGAUCCUAAUGAUGUUCCGCUCGUCCACGUUGCGCUAUCUGCUAUCAAUCUCUGGUUUCUGCUGAAAUUUAUUCAAAACCUUUCGAUGUCAUGCGCUGAAACGUAAACACGAGGGAGGAUCAAUUAUUUUGAAUGCCAUAUUUAGAUGAUAUAGAACACACUAUUAGCUCCAUAUUUAACACCCUUUUUAAUAAUGACUGAAUGCGUGUUGAAUGUUUUGUUUAUCGUUUUCCACCUUAGACAUCCACCACAAGUCGACUUGAGUCGCUAAGAGAUAGCGAAACCUGACGUCCCAGCACGGGGGUGUUUUGCAUACUCCGAUUUAAUUGAAUCAUUCGUAACGGCACAUAAUCGCUUGCUUCAUGGUUCUUGUAACGCUGUCGACAAGGAUGUGUUUGUCUAGCUCACAGCUCAACAGCGUAGAAUCUAGAUCGUCUAGAUCUAGAAGUCUGUUUCGGGUUGCAAGGUGAUACAAGACACAAACACUGCGAAAGAAACCCCAAAGAAAAUUCACCCAGGACACACACACCACAGGAUUCCUCAGUCAGUGAAGUUUCCCUUCUCAACGGUGGCAUGGUAGAACGAUUGUGGCAUCCGAUUCGUUAUGGCGCGAUAGCAUUUUGCAUCGAAAUGAAGUGAUUAUUAGGCGCCGCCUCAGACGUUGCUUCGCUGUCUUUGAAAGCUUGCGACGUUGAAGUUCGUUCGUGCGCUCCGUUUCACAAUGGAAAUUGUUGGAGCGAUAAGGUUUCGAUGUUUUACAGUCAGUUUGAGAGUUAAAGUUUGAGGAGAACCAACAAUCUUAUCGCUAUUUUAAAUGUGUUAUUUUAUGAAUUGAAAUAGCCGUGGCCGUCGGUAAAGAUGAGAUUUGUAAAUCGGAAAAGUUUGAACAAACUGGCGCCAUGUUCGCGAGUCCUUCGGGAUGACACCACCCAUCUUGCCGGCGCGUGCUUUAUGUCCCAAACCGAGUGUGCACAAUUUUGAUGAACGACCCAUUAGUGGUUUUCAUAAUAAAAAAAAUGUUUCGUUUUUCGUUCGAUGUGACCAGCAACACAUGGAGCUGUACCGAGCCACGGCCAAAACUUGCUGGACAGUUUGGUGGCGAUUGUUAUUACACUCACACCAAUAUCUCACCCUCUCUGUGGCAGCAACUGCGAAAGGAGUGUAUUUUUUGUGGUUACAAAGCAAACAAACAAUUCUUAUCAAAAUAUAAAAUCCCCUCUCGCGCGCUCCCUCUGUCUCUUUCUCGGUGGCUAUUAUGAUAAGCCGUCGUUAGUAUUUUGUUCGCUUCCUGCGCUGGCAUAGUCCUGGUGUGGCCAGGGACGGGCGGUGGCCCAGGGAAAAUAAAUUAUUUAUCGAUUUUAUUUUUUGUUUCACGCGCGUACGCCUGCCAUUUCCUUUCCUCGGCGGCCUCAAGCGUUCAUUAUGCUAUCUCGAAGUCAUUAUCGAAGCUGAAGUUUUUAUUUCGAUUUUUCCCAUAAUAUCUACCGAAAGUGCCAGUGCCCGAAAAAGCGAAAAAAAAUAACAGUAAAAACUAAUGGCAGAGGGUUGAGGGUGUGAGAAAGAGAAAGAGACAUGCGACAAACGACUAAAACCGAUCCAAUAUCUGUCGAACUCGAAGACUGAUACCAUUUCGGCGGUAACGUCAACAUCCAACGCUGGGUCGUCGUGGCCCGGGGAGCCGGAACGCGCUGGGACACAUAUAAAUCCGUCCGGUUUUUGUCGUGCACCCUUCCACACACUACCACUACUACUACUACUCCCACAAACUGGUCAGUCUGGGGUGGAUUAAUGGCGAGCCCCUUCGAACUUCUGUGCGGAUGGGUUCUGUAAAACUGGUCAAUCCAUUUCCUACUUUGUGGCGGGGAGGGUGGAUUGGUGGCGAACCAGUAAGGAUCAUAUAAAUUUGAUUAAAUUUAUGUAUGUGCGCAGUUAAUGACCACCGAACGGUUCAUUGGGUUGGUGUUUUUUUGUUGGAAUGCCACCAUCUCCGUCCGUCUCUGGCCCUUUACUGCUAUUGGGCGGUUAUGUGUUAUUUUACGCCUCUUCGGACUCGGGGGCUCACUGUUUGGGAAGCAUAAGGUUUUUGUUUUGUUGUUUUCGAAUGUGACUGAUGAUGCGUCUGCGUGUGUGAGUUCGAGUGUUAUUGUAGUCUUAUUGUGUGAUGUGUCCACUUCAAUUUUUAUCGCCCAAAGGCAGAGGGAGCGCAUUUGACGCCACGCCAGAAAUCUUGUGCUCUGCGCUGUUUUUUGCCAAUUUAUCACGCUGGACACCAUUUUUGCCACUCACACACACACAUGUGUCUGUAUCACUAGUUUGUCGUAAAAAAAUCAAUAACGCUGGAAAACGAAAUGCAUCAUAAACUGUCGCAGCUUUGUGGUGAUAAAUUACAUUUUUUUACACACAAAUAUGCUUCAACCCAAGGGCCGCUUUUAAAGCGCGGCAGGGAAACUGCACACAACAUUUCCCCUCUCCCGACACGAACCUGCAGAGAUGGGCUCGAAUUUCGAUUUCUCUUUAGUUUAAUUGUUCAAUACUGAACGUUUAUUGCUGCUUGGCAUAAAAAUCGGACCCUACUCGCCACAGGAUACCAAGCCUGGGCAUCGCAAGGGCAUGCCAAUCCCAAAAAUUUAACCGAAAAUAUUCAAAAUCUGGCACAAUUAAUGGCCCCUGCCACUAUGUAAUGCUCUAUUCCAUUCAGAGGAAAACUUUUUUUUCUUCUACUUUUCCUCUCAAUGCUCAAUUCCAAUCGCGUGCUCGUUCCGCGAUAUGUUACACACUGUUUUGAAAAUAAUAAUGGUUUUUGUUGUUGCACAGGGGGGACCCCAUGCUUUGCAUUCGAAGGAAAACCGAUCGCCACCUCGGCAUUGUCCCUUCCGUCAAUGUUAACAAACGUUUCCCUUCGAAACCAUUUGGGUGAACCGAGGAGAAAAGGGGACUGCAGAAGGUUCGUAUCUCUUCCCGAAGGUCCUAAAAACUAUUGAACAACGACGGUUGAACCAAUUUGCAGCCUCCGCCUGUAUACAGGACACGUUCGUCGCUUGGUGUUUUUGGGAGAUUUUUCGUCCUUUUUUGCGUCGUUGUUCGGAUAUUCAUGAUUCAUUGAUCUGUGUAGUAUGUGUGUGUGUACAUAGAUUUGUAUUUCUUCUUUUGCAUUCUACGACUUCAAUUUUACUAGAUUCAAAUUCACACACUCACAACUGUAUGAGAUUGCUGAUUUCUCCCUUCUUGAAGGGAAUGGUCGUUCGAACCGUAACCAAAUUAACAGCAUAAAUUAUAAUUAUUCCAUGCUGCUGCUGAUGCUGCUGCUGCAGGACGCAUGCACAAGCGAAAAGCCGAUUGUAUCGAUGAAUUAACGGCCAUCGGCACGGGGCAAACGGUCGGUCGGUCGGUCCGAAACACUCGUAGGAAUCAAAAAUUUGCAUCCCAUUUUAGCCGGAGGGCGAGUGAGUUUUUGGUUUCCAUAUUUUGCAGCAGCAAGCUUGCGAAGGGUGGAAUAUGGUUUAGGUAAUUCUAUCGGCAGUGCAUGUGCCGAAUUUGUGAAACGAAUGAAUUUUUUCUAUUGCAUUCUUCAAGGGCACGUAAUAUUUUUACGUUGCACUAUCCUGUAAAAUGAACCCUCCAGAUGGACAAACUCGAUGGCAACCGAGAGUGCUUUUUUUGUUCGAAAAAGAAUUUCAUUUCACAGUCCCUUUGCAAACUGAUACAAUGGCCAACGCCUAGAUGACCCUUGUCCAGAAUUGAUCAGCGGUUGAUAGCAAAUAGCAGGCGGGCGACGAAAGUGGACGGAACAAACCAACCGAACAGAGAUAAAAUAAAACAAAAAAUAACAACUUGACCACCAGGGUAGUACAAAGAUUGGCUCAAUUUACCGACGACUUGCCUACGACGCGCAUUAUGCUGCUGCGUAUCUCGAGCACGGGAGCUGCCAAAUGCAAAAAGCGCAUCAACCACGCGUAACCGAGGCAGAGGGUAGCAGCGAUCGAUAUCCGAUAGCCUGUCGUUUCGAAAUCGUGCAACGCGAGAACAAUUGUGCAUAAUCGGUUACGGCUGAAACCUGUAAUCGAUGCGCCGGGAACACUGAACACAGCGAAUGGCCGUACAUCGCGAAAUGUGGAUGCUUCAACGAGAUAACGUAAUGGGAUCGAUUAUUAUAGCAACAAAAAAAAACAUGAACAUUUCAAGGAAUCGGCAAGGCGAGCCAAACGAUGAUUACACCAACAUCACAUAAUACAUAAAAUCCACCUUCUCAAAACAGGCGAAUGAGAUAGGUCAGAACUACAAACACAUCGCGUAAAGAAAAAGCAUAACAAAAACCUUAUCCAACGGAUGAUGGUUGAUGAUUUUGUACAAAAAAAAGAAAGAAAUCGAAAAAUAUUGCAACCAUGUAACGACAGUGCAUGGUAUAAUGGUAUGUGUAGUUAAAUUGCAUUUAGAACGCAGCAAAUUUGGAGUUUAUUCGUAUGUCUCUCGUACUCUAACUAUGAAUUGAACGCAUGCAUUCACACAUAUAUAUCUUAGAACAAAUUCUCAGGCGUCCAGAACUACAACAGACAUUUUUGUGUGUAAGGAUACGUAAGGAAAGGGAACGCAAACCGAAACCUAACUUACCUACUACUAUGGUUGCAGGACUAAUUGUGUGUACUUUAAGGAAAGAAAUAAAAUACAAACAUUUAGUAACAAAUCCACGCCCCACUGCAAACAAAACAAACCCCCAGCUGCAAAGAAGGAAAGCAUACUUCACAUGGAACAAAAUUUCAGAGGGGGGAAAACUGUUUCUAGGAACGCGAAAACUGCUUAUUGAGGAAAUUUUGUUUGCAGCAAGUUUCGUACGCGUAACAUUACAUUAAUAUGCAACCAAAGCCAAGCGGCGAUGGCACUGGAUAUCCUUCCCACUGUGCAGAAUUGUUUGUUGUGGACGUGAAAAGCAAAACAGUGGACAGUGUGUGUGUAUGGUAAACAAACUUAUAUCGUAACAAUUAUUAGUAGCAGCAGAACAAAGCAGUGUUUUAUGAGGUUAAGGUUUUUGGGGGCUUCGUGGGCGGGUAAAGAAACAAACAAAAUGCAAAUCGCGUGAAACAACAUUGUUCAACAGUCUCAGGAAGUAUAACAAGACACAAACGCAAACUAAUAGACUAACAGAGGAAGGUAAAACAAUGUAAAACUAUGUGUGAAUUAUCUCUCAAACACAAACAAACACUAUUACAAACAAUUUCUCUUGAAAAGGAAGAUAACUUAAAAAAAGAAAGAAAUGAAACACAAAAAUAACAAUAACAAUAGCAGCAGAUAAGUGAACCUAUAACACGCUGCAAACGAUAAAAAAGUGGCUAAUGGAAUAGAAACAAAAGUGCAAGCAAAACGGAAAAUCAAACCAAUAGUAUGUGCGUGUAAAUGUUAGACCGGACAAAGAUACAAAGUAGCAAGUAACAACAAAACGUACCUUUUGAAGCAAACCCCUAAACUUAAUGCAACUCUAGCAACCAAAACAAAUGAAGGUGGAAAAAGCAUACAUUUAAAACAAAAAAUGAGCGAAAAAUCAAAAGAACCUUUUGUACCUUUGUGCACCUGUUAUUUUGUAGGUGCCACUGGUUCAGGUUCAAAAACUCCUCUCGUAUCACCUUCCUACAACACACAAAGAAUAAGCAAACAGAACAAGAAAACACAAACAAAACCCGUAAACAAACCCGUUUUGCUCUCAAAUACAAAGGAAACAGAACGUGAGUUUCAAAAUGCCAGUUACCAAGUUAAUGUUUUUUAGUUUCUUUUUUGUUUGUUUUCUCACGCGGUUUUAUAUCGCUCUGUUAUGGCAACAAAUGAGUUGAAAAGUCGUUUUGUUUUGUUUUGUUUUUUUUUUUUUUUACCGUUAAGCAAAGCUGACCGCUUCAGGUGGUUAUGGAUGGUACACGCUUUUUACGAGUUUCCGUAUACUAAUUGCAAAACACAAGUUUGCAAAGCACUUCAUUUACCUUCGUCCCACGCCUAGCUCAAUCAAAUAAUCGUUAAAAGAUCAUAUCCGUUUACGAUUUUAACAUCGCAUCAAACAGAACACUCACUGUACGGAGGCGAUGUAGGGGCGAGUGUACAGGGAGAGCGAGACGGAUGCUGGGUUAAGGGCUGGCUGCUGCAAGUUGAAGAUUUCGACAGUCAAUGUCGGUUGUUGGUUGGGGUCCAUCCAUCAUGCAAUUUAUGGUUUGUGGAUGGAUUAUGUUUUAUAACCUAUAAAAUUGCACAUCCUUUCUCGGCAAAAGGAAGCAUCCUCCUACAACGCUUGAAUAUGGUUUAUUCAACUGCGACAAUAAAAAAAAACAGCAAGCAGUCGUUUAUCGUGUUCUCGUAAUGUGGUGUGCGCCCUCAGUCCGGGUCAGUUUACGACAUUUGAUGUCAUGUUAUUGGGUUGCAAAACUUUUAGCAUCCUUGUUUGUCGCUCGCGAAGGCACAGCGCGUGUUUGGAAUUAAAUGGUUUAUUUUGCUUUAAACUCCUUCACUUCUUAAUGCAACAUAAACUCACUGGAGUUAACGUGUCCAACGGCUUCAUCUGUUUGUAAUUUUUCACACGCUAAGUAAACAUGCGUUGCACGUAUCAGUGCUCCGGCUUGUACAUUUGCAAUGGACCUUCGGCCUCAUUCUACUCCACCUUUCAAUCAGCUAUUCCUUCCAAAAUGAGUCUAUUUUGUGCACUCUUUCUCUUUGCACGUCCAAGUAAAGACGAAAUGUUGGCUGCUUGAUUUACUAUUUGUGUUCAUUUAGUUGGGAUUGAAUCUAUAUUUUCGCCCUAUCCCCCUAUUUCGCCUUUCCUUUCCUUUUUCUAUGCUUUUGUUUCCCUCUUCCUAAGUAAACUGACGAUAGUAUAGCUAGAUGGGAGCGUGGUAGGUUCGAAUCGACACUACCACCUUGUCGAUUUACAAGCCAUCGGCCACAAGCGCGCUGCUGUGCCGCAGAUCCGUGUCCACAUGUGCAACGGGCUUCUUCAGCGUUCGUCUUACGUAAAGUGAAAUUGCGAAACAACCACAAAACGUGUAGCAUACAUCAAAAACUCUGCCUUUUUCCCAUCCUCUCCUCUCUAUAUUAGUUGGCCCUCUAACAUCAGAAUCCAGAAUCAACAAAAGCGAACGCAUUUAUUCGGUUGAAUCAUACUGUUUUUUGUACGUCGGUUGCUUGGUAGUUUUGGACUCCACACCGCAAUGAUGGCAGUAGGGCUACACCAUAUUGAGGUAUAUUGAAAAACAUCACGAAGGAAGCAACGCACCAGCAUCUUGGAAGCUUGCAUAAACAUUCAUCAGUGCCGGAUGGACGUGGUACCAUCGAUAGCUAACGCUGACGCACUUCCGUCGAUAGUGGUGGUGCUGGUCGUGAUGGUGGCACUUUGCAAAAAAGAAGGGAAAUGGUUUUCAUUUUCCACCCUACUCUACGCACAGACCAAAGAUGCGUUUCUCGAUGUUCUCUAUUCUGUGGGUAUGCAGCAUCAGGCCAACGUACACUGGCCAUGGUUUGCGGGCUUGUUGCCAUUACCAAAUCUAGGACACAGAGCCCGGUUACCGACUGCUUGCGUGAAACUGCGCUUUUCUCUAUGGGCUUUUUUGUUGUUGCUUUUGCUGAGGUUUUGGUACAGCAAAUGUGGGUUGUUCAAUUUCCUGCUCCUGCACACACACACAUACACAAAGCCUCUAUAUGUGUGGUGAGUAUUGGCAUGUUUUCCUCUGGUCCUUUGCCUCUCCAGCUAUCUACAGAUUCUAUAGAAACAUGAAAAUGGGCAAAUGAAGAAGAAAAAAAGCUUCUUCUCUUAUCGUUUGGAAUAUCUUACGCAGGCCAAUGUGUUGCUUGUGCCAAUUUUUACCUUUCCCAGCUAGCCCGGGGAGUAAAAACCAUUCGUGGGUCAAGACAGCACUGGGUGAGAUUGUACAGUGGCACCGACCAAUCUGUUUUAAGGCAAGUUUUAUUUUAAAUUCUUUAUAAUCGAAGGUUUUUUUAAAAGUAUAACUAAAACUGUUAAGAAUUCCCUGAUAGCAAAGAUUUCUUUCACAAUUUUAUUGGAAAAAUGCAUUUUGGCAUUUCGUUUCCACGUAUGUGCUAGGUUCAAAUCCUGCCUAAAGCUAGACCCACAUGAUCGUUUUGCGUUUAGAAAUAGAAAUUUUUUUUAUUGAAAAUAAGGCUUAUUACAAAGCUUUAUAACCUCAUCUUCCCGCUGUAUUUCACCGUCUCGUCAUCGACAAGCAAAUGUGCCCACAUAGGCUUUCUCUCGUCGCUCGAAUGCAUUACGAAAAAACCUUUCACCGUAGCUCCGUAGUUUUCCUUUGUGCAAGUCAACACACUUUUCAUCUUUACCGGAACGUUCCAAACAUUCAAUUUCUUUUACCAGAUAAUUUUACCUUGCACAAAAAUGUGUAAAGGAAAAAGUGAGUAAGAACUGAGCCGAACUUUGGGGCCAAAUUCGUCUUGCUCUAGACUCCUGUUCUCGUUGCCAUUCCAACAGUGCCCCGGCCGUGUGUACUAGCCCGUGAAGAUUCCACUUACAUUCGCAGUCGUACCAACGCGCGUCGAGAGAAGAAGUAGCAGCAGCAGCAACAAAAAAAAACGCCAUUCUCAUGCUGGCGAUGAUGAUGAAAG
This is a messenger RNA of Anopheles merus, 17877 nucleotides long. RefSeq lists its product as uncharacterized. Lineage: Eukaryota; Metazoa; Arthropoda; Insecta; Diptera; Culicidae. The transcript has 3 exons. The record is from RefSeq and is a predicted model, not a curated record. Bases 816 to 5426 code for a protein of 1536 amino acids.